Messenger RNA from Dermacentor silvarum, 1468 nucleotides. Its product is annotated as lysosomal aspartic protease. Gene Ontology annotation, cellular component: lysosome. NCBI's taxonomy places the organism in Eukaryota, Metazoa, Arthropoda, Arachnida, Ixodida, Ixodidae. Bases 33 to 1166 code for a protein of 377 amino acids. The record is from RefSeq and is a predicted model, not a curated record. The transcript is spliced from 7 exons. Gene Ontology annotation, molecular function: aspartic-type endopeptidase activity. Gene Ontology annotation, biological process: cell death; proteolysis.
UCUCAGUUCAGUCCAUACCAUCACUGAAGAGAAUGGUGGGGAGACUGUCCGUUUUCGUCGUCGGUGUGGCGCUCCUAGGAACAGCUUCAGCUUUGCUGAGGGUGCCCCUGUACAAGCAUGGCAGGCAACCAAAGGUGGACGGUGGCUUCAUCAUGCAGUUCGUGAGAAAACCCUUGGUGGAGCCGCUGAACAACUACAUGAAUGCGCAGUACUAUGGGAACAUCACACUGGGGACCCCUCCACAGCCCUUCGUGGUCAUGUUCGACACAGGCUCCUCCAAUCUUUGGGUGCCUUCGAAGAGAUGCUCAGGGACUGGACCUGCGUGUCGCGCAAACCGCAAGUACGACCGGACCAAGUCGACCACUUACUUCAAAAACGGCACCGGCUUCGAGAUUGCGUACGAAAGCGCCACCGUCAGGGGCGAACUGAGCACCGACACGUUCGCCAUCAGUGAUGUGCGCGUCCAACGCCAAACUUUCGCCGAGAUCACCGAGAAAGACGGCAAUCCCGUGGGUGUGGAAAAGUUCGACGGUGUCUUGGGCCUCGGCUACCCGCAGAACGCGGUGCUCAACGUUACGCCGGUCUUCGACAAUAUGAUAGCGCAGGGCGUUCUCGAAAAGCCCAUAUUCGCCGUGCACCUGAACCGCAAUGCCAGCGACGCUAACGGCGGCGAAGUGCUCUUCGGAGGCAUCAACAAGGACCGCUACACAGGAGACAUCACUUACGUGCCAGUAACCAAGAAGCUGUUUUGGCAGUUCCGAAUGGACGGGAUCAAAUUACCAAACGGGUACGUAUUCUGCAACGGCGGCUGUGAAGCUCUCGUUGACACCGGCACAUCCGUUAUCUCCGGCCCACCUGCCGAGAUCAAAAUCCUAAACUUUGCCAUUGGAGCCGAUCAGGUGGCGCCUGGACAGUAUUCUGUGAGUUGCGACACUCUGGAAACCUUGCCGAAGGUUACUUUCAGCAUAGGCAAGCGUGAUUUCGUGCUGGAAGCUAAAGACUACAUCAUGAGGGUCCCGCAGCGGAACGGCCGCAUCGUGUGCCUGAGCGGCUUCAUAGAAUCCGAUGAGGGAGCACCGUGGGUUCUAGGCGACACGUUCAUCGGCCGCUUCUACACGAUAUUCGACAGAGGGAACGACCGCAUUGGCUUCGCCGAAGCUCGGUAAACCGACAUGCCUGCCGCCACCAGGAGAAAUUUCAGCUGCGCUUGCCACAAUGAGCACUGCAAGCUGAUUAGUUGUCGAAGCUAUGCGCAGGAUCGUCGAGUAUGCAUAGAUGGGAUGUUAAAAUUCCCCAUGCUUUCCCUUUGAGUUACAUAAGUACUGCAGGUUGGGCUGUUUCGUUUCCGUUCAUAGUGAAUACAUGGAAUACAGAGUCUGUUUAAACGUCAACGCCUGGUAUAAGCAAACCAUAAUUAUAACUCAUUUGUACCCGUAGCCUACUGGACAAAUGUUGUAAACAUUUUUGU